AUGGUCUCGUACUUCGCCCACGCCAGCCCACCAUACAAUGCACUUUGGACCAUUCAACAACAGCACUACGGCCAGACCCCGGGCCCUUCUCGCGGCGGUGAUGACAAGGCUGGCGUGGGAGAAGUACGAGACUAUCGACGUGGUGGUGGUGAAGCUGGUGGAAAAGGGCUGCCUCGUAAGGAUAUCCUUGAUAAGGAGCUGGAGGCCGUGGGAGUUGCAAGGCAUGAAAAACAUGUGCUGAGUCUCCUGGCGCUGUGA
Molecule: messenger RNA, 258 nt
Organism: Penicillium bovifimosum
Lineage: Eukaryota; Fungi; Ascomycota; Eurotiomycetes; Eurotiales; Aspergillaceae
Exons: 1
Coding region: 1-258 (85 amino acids)
Source: RefSeq, a predicted model, not a curated record